This is a messenger RNA of Musca domestica (house fly), 2183 nucleotides long. Its product is annotated as ankyrin repeat domain-containing protein 29. Gene Ontology annotation, molecular function: protein binding. Lineage: Eukaryota; Metazoa; Arthropoda; Insecta; Diptera; Muscidae. The coding region runs from base 801 to 1721 and encodes 306 amino acids. The record is from RefSeq and is a predicted model, not a curated record. The transcript is spliced from 7 exons.
AAAAAAAUAAAUAUAAAUAUUUCAAAUACCUCUAAAUAGUGCCAUUUACAAUUUCCGUAGAUAAAUAACAAAAUAAUAAUGCAGCAGUCGUGAUGUGCUGGAAUCGUUAAAUUAAAACAACAAUGACCCGCUUUGUUUAUAGCAACACACACAAACGCAACAACAAAAUGCACCAACGAAUUGCCACUAAUUAAUAUGCAGUUUUACAACAACAAAUUCUAAAAAAAUUGCUGAGCCACCAAAGUGCCAGUGUAACCAAGAAAUUACCGGUCGCAAAUGCUGAACUACCCCAUUAAGUGAACUUGGAUGUGAAACGACCUUCAAUUACACAGUGCCACAGAAAUUCCAAAUAAAAAUAAAUAUUCUGUCUAAAAAUUGUUAUUCCAAAGUGCAAUUUGUGAUUAUCUGUUAAAUUCCUGGAGAGAAGGGGUUAUAUAAAUUACAAAAACAAUCUUUGUGCUGGAAAUUUUCAAACUAUUGGAAAUCGUUUGCAAACAAAUUGAUAUCAAAUCACCGGACCAAAUUGGAAAAGGGGACGAAGUGAGACGAUAAUCAUACCGUCACGUGUCUUUUUGGUUUUGUGAAAGGAAACCAAACAAGGAAAGCACAAAGUUAAACACACACACACUCAAAUAUCCAUAGACCGCGCCAACCACAUCCAUCCAGAUCUUAUCCAUCCAACCAUUCAACGUUCGUUCGCCCGUUCGCUUGUUCGCUCUGCUAUAAAUGCUUGCCACAAACAGUUAAUAAUAAAUAAUACACCUCAGAAAAGAAAAGCAUAGAAAACCCAAAUCUCAAAGAUGUCACUAAAGAAAGAAACACCUUCAGAUGUUUUGCUGCAUUUGGCUGCGCUGAGAGGGGAUGACAUUACCCUGCGACGUGUCUUGGAUAGCGGGAAGGUGCAUGUGGAUUGUAAAGAUGAGGAUGGCACAACACCACUUAUAUUAUCUGCAGCCGGAGGCCAUACAACAUGUGUACUGGAACUUUUGGAACAAGGAGCCGAUCCAAAUAGUCGCCGCGCAACCGGAACUACACCAUUGUUUUUCGCUGCCCAGGGUGGUUACUUGGAUGUGGUGAAAAUACUAAUAAAGGCUGGGGCCAGUGUGGACACACCAUCAGUGGAUGGAGGUACACCCUUAUUUGUAGCCGCCCAGGGAGGUCAUGUGAAAUUGGUCAAGGAACUCUUGGACUGCGGUUCAAAUGUAAAUGCAUGUAUGAAGGAUCGUGCCACACCAGUAUUUAUAGCAGCUCAAAAUGGCCAUAGAACAGUAUUGUCACUGCUGCUGACAGCUGGUGCAUAUCCCGAUACGAAACGGAUAGAUGGUGCCACACCCCUUUGGAUAGCAGCACAAAUGGGCCACGAUCACAUUUGCAAAGUGCUGCUACAAAACGGUGCCAAUGUGGAUGCUGUUCGAUGCGAUGGUGCCACACCACUGUUCAAGGCGGCACAUAAAGGUCAUGCAGCUGUGGUCACUGAGUUACUGAAACAUCGUCCAAAUUUGGGGUUACUACCGAAUGGUGAAACCGCACUGCAUGCAGCUGCCAUGUUUGGUCACAUGACCGUGGUAAAGCAGCUAAUCGCGGCUGGAGCCGAUAUCACGCAGGUCAAUCAGGAUGGUUUAACGGCCCUACAAGUGGCUCGCCAGCAGAAAUAUUCCUCCAUUUGUGACUACUUGCAGGAGAGAUUACGAAAUUUGCAGGCCCGUAAUCAGCAAAGCUAAAAGCCAUCCCCUAAUCGGAACCCCAACAAAAAUCAAUAACAUUUAGAAGCAGAGCUUACAUAAAUAGAGCUUUUAUUUCGUCCCUACAAGGAUACAAACUCGAACAUAAACAUAACAUGCAAAUAACGGAUAUUUCGACACAAUUUCACAUUCACACACAUUCAUACACAGACACACUUGCAGCUUUAAGAGUUUACAAAAACCUUUGUCGAAAUAUCCCCAAAACGAAUCCAUUUUUUUGUGGAUGAAAAAAACCCUAUUCGAAUAUUGUCUAAAACCACAAACCAAACAAACAAAACAAACCGAAAAUUUAACGGAUGACAAACAAUUUUUGCCUUUUUUAUCGAUAAGUUUUUUGAGUCUACAGAUUUUAUGUGGAAUGCCUCGAACACUAAAUGAUUAAGCACCGCGUCCAUUUAUUGACUUUAUUAUUACAAAUUUAUAAUAAAAAACAAAAAAUAA